UAAAAAAAAAUAUUUAUUAUUAAAAAAAAAUAAUAAUAAAUUUAAAGUAAAAGUGAAUUGAAAUCGAAAUUGAUUUUUCAAAAAAAAAAAAAUUUAUUAAAAAAAGUGAAAAUAAUUUUUAAAAAUAAAAAAAAUUAUUUCAGACAAAAAAUUAAGUCUGAAAAAAUUAAAUGAAGAAUUAAAAAAAAAAUAAUUAAAAAAUAAAAAAAAAUAACUUUGUGAUUGAUCGUGCUGAUAAAAAUCCAUUCAAAAUUGCAAAAUUAAAAUUUUUCAACAAAAUGGUCACUGGAAUUGACCCCUCGUCGCAAAUAAUGACAAAUCCAUCGCCGCCGUCGCAAAACCCACCGAUGGCGACGCAACUUGGCAACAUUGCCAACGGAUCUCCCACGCCGCCCUCCGUGGAGCCCGUUAAGCGUCCCAGCGAUGCCAGACGAAGUAACAAGCCAAUCAUGGAGAAACGACGACGUGCCAGAAUCAAUAACUGUCUAAAUGAGUUGAAGACGCUCAUUUUGGAUGCCAUGAAAAAAGACCCUGCUCGUCAUUCAAAACUCGAAAAAGCCGACAUUCUCGAGAUGACCGUCAAGCAUUUGCAAAACUUGCAACGUCAAUCCUCCCACAUGGCCGACUCGAACGUCUUGAACAAAUUCAAAGCUGGUUUCACGGAAUGCGCCAACGAAGUCAACCGUUUCCCCGGCAUCGAACCCAUCGUCAAGCGUCGCCUCUUGCAACACUUGAACAACUGCAUCAACGGCAACGCCAAACCCCAAGAAACGCCCAUCGCGCCCCACCAACAACCCUCUCCCAACAACAGCAGUUCCGUGCAAGUUCACAUCCUCCCGUCGCCCCCCAGUUCGCCGCAACGCGAACAACCCCAAAUCACGACAACCGGCAACGGCUACUACUUGAACGGCAUCCAGCUAAUCCCAACCAAAUUAUCGAAUGGCAGUGUCGCGUUCGUGUUACCGCAAGCCCCAGCACCCGUUCCCAUGCUCGUGCCCAUUCCGCAACGAACCGCCUCCACAGGUUCCGCCACGUCAAAUACCUCGCUCUACGACAACAAUUCGUCGUCGGCGUCGCAGCAUCGCUUGCAUCGCGAAAAUUCCACGUCGCCCUACCACACACCACCGAGUCCCGCCAACAGUUACGACGCCAUGGAUUGCACGCCGCCCUCGCAUGUCACCGCUGCGUCGUUGCAUCAUCAUCAUGCCGCCACGCAACAAAUGCACCACCACCAACAACAGUAUCCCGGAUCGUACAGCCCGGUGCCGCUUUCGCUCGUGAUGCGCAAAGACGAGGACGACGACAAGCCAUGGAGACCCUGGUAAAUCUCUGAAAAACAAAAAAAUCAUUAAUCUUAGCUUCUAACUGACAUGUUCUACGAGUUCGCGCGUCGAUUGAACGGAAAAAAAGUGUCAAGUCAGCGCGCGGUGUCACCUUUCGACUUCGAUAUGCAAAAUAAUUAUGGCAUAGAACGUGCCUCGCGUGAAUCGACAAAUAUGCAAAUUUUUCAUUGAGUCAUCGUUUAUCGAUCGAUUAUUGUCGAAGCUUUUUUUUUCGAUGGCAUUUCAAAGGUACGAAAAUAAAAUCGGACCUUAGACCCGUUUGUUGUCUGACUCGAAGAAAAAAAAAUUUA
Culicoides brevitarsis is the source of this 1633-nucleotide messenger RNA. Its product is annotated as protein hairy-like. Gene Ontology annotation, cellular component: nucleus. Bases 279 to 1325 code for a protein of 348 amino acids. NCBI's taxonomy places the organism in Eukaryota, Metazoa, Arthropoda, Insecta, Diptera, Ceratopogonidae. The record is from RefSeq and is a predicted model, not a curated record. The transcript is spliced from 3 exons. Gene Ontology annotation, biological process: regulation of transcription by RNA polymerase II; regulation of neurogenesis; anterior/posterior pattern specification. Gene Ontology annotation, molecular function: protein dimerization activity; DNA-binding transcription factor activity, RNA polymerase II-specific; RNA polymerase II cis-regulatory region sequence-specific DNA binding.